UAUCCCCCAUCGUCGCUAUCUGCAGCUGUUGCCACUGCUACUGAUCAUAAGAUUUCCAUUACCCUAAAUAUAAUGUCCUCCCUUCCAAGCAGUACUGCUGUUUUCACUGAUGUGAUGAUGCAUAUAAGAGAACCCAAGCGAGUAUUUUGGUGUUCUUUUUCCCAGCCAACAAAAAAGAGAACAACUAUAGCGUCUGAAGAUUCCAUAACUAAGAUAUUAUAGAGAGAGAGAGAGAGAGAGAGAGAGAGAGAGAGUUUUGAUUUCUCUGUAUUUCUUUUCUUUGUUCUCAUUUUUUAAAAAUUAUUUAUCUUCCUCCCUGAGAUCGACAGGCAGAUCCCACCCAAAUAAACAAAGAAAAUCACCCACAUGCCUGUCUUCAUUAAACCCUCGCGACUUCAGUACUCGCUCUUGUGAUAUUAUUCUUUUUUGCAGCUUUAAUCCGUGGAGAUCGGUUCCAUGUCAGGAGAUUCAGGUGUUUUGGCAAUCUCUGUUGACGGUGACGUGGUGGCCGCCGGAGCUGAUCAUGGCAAUAUUAGGACAGAUCACGUUGUUGGGUGUAAUAUUAUUUCAGGUGAUCAUCAUGAUCACGAUAACGGCGGAGGUGAUGAUCAUGAGACCGGUGAUAUUAAAGCUAACGGCGGUGGAAACCGAUGGCCUCGCCAAGAAACUUUGGCACUCUUGAAGAUACGUUCUGAUAUGGAUGCUGUGUUUCGUGGCACAAAUCUUAAAGGUCCACUAUGGCAAGAGGUUGCAAGGAAACUAGCAGAGCUUGGUUAUAAUCGAAGCGCCAAGAAAUGCAAGGAGAAGUUUGAGAAUGUCUACAAGUACCACAAAAGAACAAAAGAAGGUCGAAUCGAGAAGUCAGAAGGAAAGACAUAUCGGUUUUUUGAUCAAUUACAAGCGUUCGAGAGUACUCAUGUCCGACAGCCUAAACCUCAGGCUAUCUCUAUAGCAGUGAGUACUCCGGCAGGACUUCCGGCUUGGACUAGUACUAUGAUCAGCAGUACUCCAAAUGUCUCUCAUAUCAGUACUGUUCCAUUAACAGCAAACCCUAUAUUCAUAUCCCAGAAUGCUGUCACUCCAAUAUCAAACUCUCCAAUUUCCCCAAUACCAGCAAAAGUUCCUGUAAUUUCUUCAGCACAAACAGACAACCCAAGACAUGUUUUGCAAGGCACCAACAUGCAGUCCGGAAAUCUUUUCUCCAGUACUUCGACCUCGUCUUCAACGGCGUCAGAUCAAGAACUCAUGAAAGGAAGAUACAAGAGAAAGAGGAAAUGGAAGUACUUUUUCCAGAGGCUCGCAAAGGAGGUGAUAAAGAAGCAAGAGAAGCUACAGCAGGAAUUCUUGGAAACCAUCGAGAAGCAUGAAAAUGAACGAAUGGUUCGAGAAGAAGCUUGGAGGAUGCAAGAAAUGGCAAGAAUUAACAGAGAACACGAAAUCUUAGUACAAGAACGAUCCACGGCAGCAGAAAAGGACGCAGCAGUCAUCGCAUUCUUGCAAAAGAUAUCCGGACAACAUCACCCAACACAAGCACAUGACAAAAAUAUUACCACAGGACUGCUGUCACUGCCAAUGUCUCGGCAACCGCUGCCACCUCCACUGUCGGUGAACAGUUCCGAUAUUCAUAAAACGAAUAGCAUUGAGAAUAAUUCUCUUACACCGGAUAAGAGUUCUUCUAGAUGGCCAAAAACUGAAAUUCAAGCUCUGAUAAGGCUUCGGACAGGUCUCGAUCUGAAGUAUCAUGAAAGUGGGCCAAAAGCACCCAUGUGGGGGGAUAUCUCGGCAGGCAUGCGCAGGCUUGGAUACAACCGGAGUGCGAAGAGAUGCAAGGAGAAAUGGGAAAACAUUAACAAGUACUUCAAGAAGGUGAAGGAUAGCAGCGUGAAACGGCGCGAGGAUUCAAAAACGUGCCCGUACUUCCACGAGCUGGAUGCCCUAUACAAAGAGAAGAAGAACAAGAUCCAUAGCUCGAGCAGUCCUGUAAAUGAUGUGAAACCCAAUAGCCUAAUGGAGCCAUUGAUGGUGGAACCAGUGCGGCAGUGCCGGCCUCUACAAGAAGACAAUUACCAUCCACAGACGGCGGCAAUAAUGGGGGUUAUCGAUCGUACGGAAAAUGGUGAAAAAAAUUAUGAUGAAGAAGACAAUAAAGUGGCGGAUAGUGAUCAGGAAGAAGAUGAUCAUGGCGACGGUUAUGAGAUGGUAAUAAACAAACCUUCUUUAAUCGAAAAUGUUGAAUGAGACAAGCUGAUACGGAAGCUUCUUAAUUAUUAAAGCGAAUCAAGUGCUUUGUUGCGUCAUUAUAGAUAUAGAAAAAAUCUAAAUGCUUUGAAAAAGAGUUAUUAAUUUCCCGAGUUCAAUUCACAAUGAUUAUCUCCUGUUAUAUAUUUUCAGUUUUGAGUCUGAAUAUUGGGAUAUAUAGCAUGACCGUGUAUUUAAUAUGAAUUUGUGGUAUUUAAGUU
Molecule: messenger RNA, 2459 nt
Organism: Juglans regia (Persian walnut)
Lineage: Eukaryota; Viridiplantae; Streptophyta; Magnoliopsida; Fagales; Juglandaceae
Product: trihelix transcription factor GT-2-like
Exons: 2
Coding region: 457-2238 (593 amino acids)
Source: RefSeq, a predicted model, not a curated record